This is a messenger RNA of Hipposideros armiger (great roundleaf bat), 3033 nucleotides long. It is a transcript of the gene MICALL2, whose product is annotated as MICAL like 2. The record is from RefSeq and is a predicted model, not a curated record. The coding region runs from base 149 to 2854 and encodes 901 amino acids. The transcript is spliced from 17 exons. NCBI's taxonomy places the organism in Eukaryota, Metazoa, Chordata, Mammalia, Chiroptera, Hipposideridae. Gene Ontology annotation, molecular function: protein binding.
CCCGCCGGCUGCGCUCCUGCGGGCAAGGCGGUCGCGGGUCCUCGUCUUCCCGGCUCGGGGAUCCGGCUCCUGGUCUUCUGGGGCGGCCGAGCCUCGGUUCCCGGAAGGUUCUACCCGGUCUCUGCCUCCCGGGCGGCCCGCCGUCCGCAUGGCCGCCCUCAAGGCGCUGCAGCUGUGGUGCCGGCAGCAGUGCGAGGGCUACCGGGACGUGAGCAUCACCAACAUGACCACGUCGUUCCGCGACGGCCUGGCCUUCUGCGCCAUCCUGCACCGCCACCGGCCCGACCUCAUAAACUUCAGUGCUCUCAGGAAGGAAAACAUUUAUGAAAACAACAAACUGGCCUUCCAAGUGGCAGAGGAGCAGCUGGGUAUCCCGGCCCUGCUGGAUGCAGAGGACAUGGUGGCUCUGAAGGUGCCAGACCGGCUGAGCGUGCUAACCUACGUGUCACAGUACUACAACUACUUCCACGGACGCUCCCCCAUUGGGGGCAUGGCUGGUGUGAAGAGGCCCUCGUCGGACCCCGAAGAGGAGCUGUCCGGGAAGAAGGCUGCACCCCAGCCAGCCAGGCCCUCGCCCACCCCAGCCCGGGGGCACCCGCUGUCUCCAGUGAGCACAAACCCCAUUGUCCUGCGGAAGGAUGGAGGCACAAAGGGCCCCCCGCUGACGGCUGGCCAGGCCUCAGUGGGCAGCUCCCCCGCCUCCAUCAGCAGCACCUGUGGGGUCUGCGGCCGGCACGUGCACCUCGUGCAGCGACACCUGGUUGACGGGAAGCUCUACCAUCGGAGCUGCUUCAGGUGUAAGCAGUGCUCCAACACGCUGCACUCAGGCGCCUACCAGGCCACGGCCAAGCCCGGCGUCUUCGUCUGUUCCAGCCACCACCCCACACCUGCCUCUGCAAGCCCCAGGCUGCUAGGCCUGGCCCCCAGACAGGCAGGGGCCGUCCCCAUGGACUCCAAGCCUCCCAGCACCCCACAGAAAGCCCAGGAAGCGUUUGGGCGGAGAGAUGCUUGGCCAGAGGCCAGGACCGCCGCCUGGGAGCCCAUGGUGGGCAAUUCAACUGCCAAAGGCUUCAUCGCUGCUGCAGCUGACCCUCUGGCCACCACCUCCCUCCAUGUCCCUAUGAGGAGCCCAGCUGGGCCCAGGCUCGCAGUAGGUUCCCUUGGUAGCAAAGCCAGCACGCGUGUGGCCAACAACUACCCAACAGGGUGGUCAUCGCUGGCACAGGACACGGCAGCAGUCAGCCCCCAUCCUGCUGUGACCCGGAGUGCCCCAGACCCUUGCCCGGCCAUACCACAAGGCCAGGCAACCCCCCAACUGUCAGCUCCCCAGACCAAGGCCAGCUUGAGCCCAGCAUCUUCAGGCCCAGCAGACACACCGGCCUGGACCCCAUCGGCCUCUAGGACACAGCAGGCCCGGGAGAGGUUCUUCCAGACGCCCGCAGCCGCCCCCACCACUGCGGUCGCUGGCAGGGCCUCAGCGCCAGCACAGGCGCCUUCUGGGGUUGGCAGCAGGGAGCAAGCCCUGAGCUGCCUCCGGAAGGCCCUUCCAGUGCUUGUGGAAGCCUGCGACCAGGCUCCUGGCAGGCCCUCCCCAGCCACCACCCCUGCUCCAAACUGCCAUCCCAGAAUAGAAGGGCUACAAGCAAGUCCAUCUGCCAAGCUGUCACAGUCGACGUCUCCCCAGGCCCUGAGCCCCCCUGCACGGACAGAGCCACAGGCCCCCCUGAGUGUGGGCACCACCUCGAGGGCCUCCGCAUCGCCCCAGGCAGGCAUGAAGGGCUCGGAGGUGUCCCCAGGGGCCGGCAGGACAGGUGCUGGCUCCAGGCAGAAGCUGGAGGCCCCACUGGCAAAGGGCCCUAGUGCCAGCCCCCAGGACGGCCAGAAGGAUGGGCCGGCAGGAUGGAGGAGCCGCCUGAAGCCCGUGAAGAACAGCCCUGCUGAGAGAGACCUGGAGCUGAAGGAGCCGCAGGAGCCGCAGGGCCCUGGGGAGCUGAGGGCGGGUCGUGUGCCCCUGAAGACCCCUGGGAGCUCCGACAGUGGCAUCCGCAUCACCCUGACUCCUGUGCAGCCUGACAGGACACCUGGUCCCCGACCCAGCCUNNCCGCCCCCUCCCCCUCCCCCUCCGGCCGCAGGAGGCUGGCUGUCCCUGCCAGCCUGGACAUUUCUAGCAACUGGCUUCAGCCCAAGCCCUCAGAGCAGGAAGGACCGGCCAGGAGCUGGAAGGAGGCGGAGGAGAAGCCCCCUCCUCAGGGCAAACCAGGGAGACCCUUGCUCCCGGCCGGUGCCCCUGCUCCACCUGACAAGGCAGUGACCUCCCCCGUCAGGCUGCACCCCGACUACAUGCCCCCGGAAGAGAUCCAGAGGCAGGUUCAAAGUAUCCAGAGGCAGCUGGACGCCCUGGAGUCCAGGGGCGUGGAGCUGGAGAAGCGCCUCCGGGCAGCUGAGGGGGACGACUCGGAGGACGCGCUCAUGGUGGACUGGUUCCGGCUCAUCCACGAGAAGCAGCUUCUGCUGCGGCUGGAGUCGGAGCUGAUGUACAAGGCCAGGGACCAGCACCUGGAGGAGCAGCAGCUGGGCCUUGAAGGGGAGCUGCGCCGGCUGAUGGCCAAGCCCGAGAGUCUGAAGUCACCCCAGGACCGGCAGCGGGAGCAGGAGCUGCUGAACCAGUAUGUGAGCACAGUGAAUGACCGCAGUGACAUUGUCGACUUCCUGGAUGAGGACCGGCUCAGAGAACAGGAGGAGGAUGAAAUGCUGCAGAACAUGAUCCAGAACCUGGACCUCCAGAAGAAGAAGCCCAGGUCGCGCUUGUCCAAGAUCUUGUCUCCGAAGAGCAAAAGCAGGACCCCCGAGUGAGCUGCCUGGCCGGGCUGCAGGACCCUCGCCUGUGGGCCAAGCGUGGUGGGCACCAGGGGUGGGAGCCGGGCAGUGUUUCCGGGGGGUCCAGGCAGCCUCAAUAAAGAAACUGACCAUGUGGCCUGGGCUCCGUCUCCCAUUUGCCCACGUGCUCCUGGGCAGUUUGGGCCAAGUGCCAG